UCAUUCCUGUCUACAAACGGGGGAAAGCAAUGCCAAAGUUAACUCCUGUUUUGCUUAUAUUUCUAUCACUUCCUCUGCUGAGGCUAGCAUGCUAACCAGCUAGCACCAGCCCGUCCCGAUAGCAACUCAUUAUAAAGUCCAGGCUGUCCUGAAGAAGUAGUGCUGCUCGGAGGGUUUGUUAUAACCUCCUGUGUUGUAAAUGUAACAAUGGCUGAAGCUCUUGUCAAGCAAGCAUCACCACCACCCGCUCCUGGCUAGAAACCACAUUUGGCGGCAGAGAAAACUAACAAAUAGCCCUUUUAAAAAAGUAAUUAAAACUGCCAUCUUGCCAACAUGUGUUGUUAUGCCCACUUACACUAAGAGUGUGCACUGCACGCAGACCCCUCUCCAACGAAAUCCUGCAGAAGUGAGACAUCUCGCGCGGCUACACUCUUUGGCUGUUCUCAGGUGAACAAGGUCGUGACGACAACAAACGCUUUUUUUUUUUUCUUCUCACAUGACUCAGAGGAUACCUCCGCUCCUCAUAGUGAACCAUACUUGAAACGCACCGGCCGUCAGGUGUGAGGAGGUCGACUACUGUAUUGUCUGCUUUUCCCUCUGUGGUUGUGUCAACAUCAGCUACAUGUAGUUCAUUUACGAAGAAGCGGAGGUCGGCACCCGUCCUACACCGGUGUGUGAGGUAAAAACAAGAGACGCAGCCAAGUCACGGGUUCACAUCACCUCAUUAACCACAUGCUGGUGAUGUCACUUCGUUUUUUAGGGCCCACAGCCUGACAGUUUGUGUCAGGAUGAGGAGAGAUCUUGGGUUGACGCUGCUCUUGCUGCUGUCUGCAGCUGCCGAGUCCAACAGCAUGUCUCCACCGGGGAAACCAGUCCUGCUCGGUUGCAGGUCCCCAGAGAAGGAGACGUUUACCUGCUGGUGGAAGCCAGGCUCCGACGGUGGGCUGCUGACCAAGCACCACCUCUACUAUGAGACAGAAAAAUUGGAGGGAACACAGGAGUGUCCAGACUACCGCUCGGCAGGGAGGAACUCCUGUUUCUUUGACAAGGACCACACCUCCAUCUGGGUCGAUUACUACCUGUCAGUGGUGGCCUCCAAUGCCCUUGGGAAUGCCACUUCAGACGUCUUUAAGAUGGACGUAAUGGAAAUUGUCUUGUUCUGUCUGCGCUCGACAGUGAAGCCCAACGUUCCAGAAAACGUCACUCUGCAGGUGAUGAAGAUAGAGGACAAUCCAUACCUCCAUAUCAGAUGGGAGCAUCCCUAUGACACAGACACCAAGUCCGGCUGGGUCACCAUCAAAUACGAACUAAGAGUCCAACAAGAAAACAGCAAUGGGUGGAAGGAGUACACGUCAGGUACACAAACCCAGUUCAACCUGUACAACAUCAAUCCUGGUGUACUGUACAUAGUUCAGGUGCGCUGUGCAUUAGACCACGGCUCCUGGAGCGAGUGGAGCCACUUUACCUCUGUGAAAACCCCAAACUAUGCUCAGAAAUACUUUUGGAUAUUGGUGUCUAUCCUCUCUGCAGUUCCAUUUACAACAGCAAUGUGUAUCUUUGUCAUGAAGAGGAAAUAUGUGAAGAAGUGUCUUCUGGCCCCUGUUCCUGGUCCAAAGAUCCGAGGACUUGAUGUCCAACUUCUGAAGAGGGGGCGAUCUGAAGACAUAAUCAAUGCCCUGAUAAUCAACCAGAGCUUUCCUCCUUCGGUGGCCUGGAAGGACGAGAUAGAGGAGUACCUAAUCGUGUCUGAUGACGGACUUCUGCCAAACCCUUCAAGUUCUCAAAAAAGGAAGAAAAGCUUGAUUAUUCCCACUGGCUUCCACUUAGACUUGGAAAUCCAAUGUAAGGAGUCGUCUCCAGGCCAAAGUGACUGGGACAAGGAUGAGGAAAGAAAGAAAGAAAUAGACAACUUUGUAAAAAGCAUUACGUUGCUCUCAGGGGAGCCACCCCAGCUGCCAACUCAGAAACAGCUGUGCCCAAGUGUAAGCGUUGUAAACAGAGAGGCGACAGAUCAGAGUCCAUCAAAUCACAACGGUGCUGCUGAGAACGCUGUCCAACCUCUGACAAACAGCGGUUAUGUGGAUAUUCAGAGACACAAGAACAUACAGGAGGUGGGUGUGAAAGAGGAGGACUACAGCAGAAUGCAGGAGGUGAACGGUGACAAUGUUCUCAUCCUCCAGAAAGAAAAAGUCACAGCAUACAUGGAUGUUCAGAGACAAGAGGAGAACAUACCAGAGGACUACAGCAGGGUGAAAGAGGUGGACGGUGCCAAUACGAUCCUCCUGCAGAGACAAAAUGUCUCAGCUGACUCUUCCUGUAGGGAGAAGGGUAACCACUACACAAACUGCACCAAUCAGAAGGACUCCCACUUUACUGGGCCCGGUAAACUGGGAGUGUGCACAGAACUAAUCUGUAGCGGAUACGUAGAUGCUACCCCUGCACCAUCUUUAAUGGAAGGUUUUGUUUCACAUGCUAUGUCCAAAAACAAAUGACUGAUGCCCCUAGUUAUUUUACUAGGGUUUUAAUGAUAAAAGAAAUAGUUAUAUUCUAUAUUUUUGUUAUUUCUUUCGGAUAGAUUGCCAUGACAUUUGAUGCAGACAUUCAUGGUCACCAGAGGAACAGGACUGGCUUUUAUGAUCCCCUUACGUUUCCUCUGCACCAUGUGGUUCAGAGUGAAAUAUCUCGACAACUAUUUGAAGGAUUGCUGUGAUAUUUGCCACAGAUAUUUAUGGUUUCUUGAGGUUGAAUUCCAAUGACACCAAUGAUCCUCUGAGUUUUAAAUUUUCCACUUGUUCAGUGAAAUAUCGUGGCAGUGGAUGGCCACUUAAUUCUGUUCUGGUAUUGGUUCCCAGGAGGUGAAUCUUAAUUGAUUUGCUGAGGAGACUGACAUUUUUGGUUUUGUGUGAAAUAUCUAUUUUGUUACAUACAUUCAAAGUCCUUAGAGAAUAACUUUAAGAUUGUGAACAUGGUAAAGAUUAUACCCGAUAAACAUUAAGCUAUAUCAGGCUUCGGCAACACAGAAUACUAGUUGGAGAGUUGUAAGUGGCCAUGAAAAAAUUACAUAAGGUGUUGCAGUGCGUUGCUUUUGCCUCAGGUCAUUCUGGUUUAUCUGGGGUGUGUACAAAAGAAAAGGAAACUGCACUGCACUCACACUAAACCUACAACUAAAAUUUUAAAUGAGAUGACAUUACAUGGCUUUAAUAGGAAUUGAUCUGGAAAAAGUAAAAAUAGGACUGCACACAAAAAUGUCAGUAGUCUAAUCAUCAUAAACAAUUUUUUUCUUUUUGCAUGACACUUAAUGCAACUGAUUUUUAAAGAAUGACUUCCUGUAACUCGUUUUUGAUAUCAAGUUUCAUUCCAAAAGGAUUGAUCCGUUUUAAAAAAUAUCCAUUUCCUAGUUAUGUUAUGAGAGACAAGAAAUCAUUUUGGAAUGAACAUUUCAAAUGUAGGGCCAAUACAGGCUACUUUACAUCACAUUGUAUGUGGGAUUUAAAAAGAGAUAAUCUUCUUUUUAUAUUAAUUUAGGGAGAGAAGAAGUAAGAGGAUUCAAAUGCAUUAAUACAAAUUACAUCUAAUGAUAAUUGUUUCAUAGAAGCAAAGAUAGACAUUUUAAAAUGUUUGUUUGUGUCGUACAUUUUAAGCACCAUGUCUGGUCUUGUGUUGCACUCUUCAUAGUGCAGUUUAAACUCAGGAUUUUUUUUUCCUGCCUCAGGUUAAGGAUAGAAACUUAGAGUAAACAUGACUUUUUGUGUCUCUGCUCUAUUUGUGGAAGUAAAGUACUAAAAAUUA
Messenger RNA from Seriola aureovittata, 3789 nucleotides. RefSeq names its product prolactin receptor b (gene prlrb). Gene Ontology annotation, cellular component: external side of plasma membrane; signaling receptor complex. Lineage: Eukaryota; Metazoa; Chordata; Actinopteri; Carangiformes; Carangidae. The transcript has 9 exons. Bases 789 to 2492 code for a protein of 567 amino acids. The record is from RefSeq and is a predicted model, not a curated record. Gene Ontology annotation, molecular function: cytokine receptor activity; cytokine binding. Gene Ontology annotation, biological process: cytokine-mediated signaling pathway.